Trachemys scripta elegans is the source of this 2971-nucleotide messenger RNA. RefSeq names its product lysophosphatidic acid receptor 6 (gene LPAR6). Lineage: Eukaryota; Metazoa; Chordata; Testudines; Emydidae. Gene Ontology annotation, cellular component: membrane. Gene Ontology annotation, molecular function: lysophosphatidic acid receptor activity. The coding region runs from base 693 to 1721 and encodes 342 amino acids. Gene Ontology annotation, biological process: phospholipase C-activating G protein-coupled receptor signaling pathway; positive regulation of Rho protein signal transduction. The transcript has a single exon. The record is from RefSeq and is a predicted model, not a curated record.
UUCCCCCCACCCCCAUCCCCCUUCAGAAUAAGCAAGGCAUACUACACACUCAGCAUCUGAGGAGGAGAUCUAAAUUCAGCAAGAACAAACACGCGUUGGAAUUGUAUUUCUGAAUUUCUAAGCAGCCUGCUUUCCGCCCUGUGGGGGUUAGCAUGCAGGCAAGUUGAAAAGCUUGUUUUACUGCAAGGCGGCAGUGAAAGAGGUGGAAACUCCUACAUCUUACAGAGCCCAGGAAAUCUUUUCCUAAGGAAUCUCAGUUACACAUUCCCAGUUAAACAACUUUGGAAAAUCUGCAUUUAAAGUACUUCUCUACUUUUUGACUUCCAGUUGAACAUAAAGCAGCAAGUUCUGUAUCAGCUUCAUUAACAACUGGGAAAACAAGAACGUGGAAUUAAAUGCAAGGAUGACCUCAUCUGUUGCCUGUAAGACUAUAUUUAUUAUCGCCCAGGACUGGAUGUGUGACUAUUGUGGAAUUUGGAAGAAAAGAAUGAUCUCCUGCUGAUUCCCAGAGCAGUAUCUUCCUGCAACAUUCAUGUUUCAACGUGGAAGUUUUAAAGUAAAAUGGGAAACUUAUGAAAUCACUCACAGACCAAAUUCAUCUGCAAGCUACCCAGAGAUUUUAAAGCAGUUACGGCAGAAGGGCUGCUAACAACAAAAGGAAUUCAACAUUGCAAAUUUAAAUUGCCAUUAUAAUGGAAAGCUCUAAUUGCUCCACUGAGGACUCCUUUAAGUAUAUUUUAUAUGGAUGUACGUUUAGCAUGGUGUUUGUCCUUGGUCUAAUAUCAAAUUGCGUUGCUAUUUACAUUUUUACAUUCACAUUGAAAAUGCGAAAUGAAACAACAACUUACAUGCUUAAUUUAGCGAUAUCUGAUCUGCUUUUUGUAUUUACAUUACCCUUCAGGAUUUAUUACUUUACAAUAAGAAACUGGCCAUUUGGAGAUAUAUUUUGCAAGAUCUCUGUCACCUUGUUUCAUACAAACAUGUAUGGAAGCAUAUUCUUCUUGACUUGUAUAAGCGUAGAUCGCUUUUUAGCCAUAGUGCACCCAUUUUGGUCUAAAACUCUUAGAACCAAAAGAAAUGCAAAAAUCGUCUGUGUUGCAGUAUGGAUAACUGUACUAGCAGGAAGCAUGCCAGCAAGCUUUUUUCAGUCUACUAGCAUCCAAAAUAAAACUGGACAAAACCAAAACACAUGUUUUGAAAACUUUUCUAAGGAUACAUGGCAAACCUAUAUAUUAAGGAUUGUUAUCUUCAUUGAAAUUGUGGGAUUUUUUAUUCCACUGAUCUUAAAUGUGACCUGUUCUACGAUGGUUUUAAGGACUUUGAAUAAACCAGGUACAUUAAGUCGGAACAAGUUAAGCAAAAAAAAGGUACUCAAAAUGAUUUUUGUCCAUUUGGUGAUAUUCUGUUUCUGUUUUGUGCCAUAUAACGUUACCCUAAUACUUUAUUCUCUUAUGAGAACACAACCAUGGACUAAUUGUUCAUUAGUAACUGCUAUCAGGACUAUGUAUCCUAUCACUUUAUGCAUUGCAGUUUCAAAUUGUUGUUUUGACCCUAUAGUAUACUAUUUUACAUCAGACACUAUCCAAAACUCAAUAAAAAAGAACAGAUCAGCUAGAAGACGCGAUUCCAGAUUCUCUGAAAUUCAAAUUACUGAAAAUUUUAUUCAACACAGCCUCCAGACUUUAAAAGCUAAAAUAUUUGACAAUGAAUCUACAAUAUAAAUGGAGAGAAAAUACUGGGACUGAAAUGCACCUUUCUUCAGCUGUGAAAAUGUUUUCUUGUACACUGAAUAAACUUUCUUCACUUAAAAAACUGUUUAUAUAACGAUUAAAAAUAGGAAAAAGUUAAAUGUCACUUGUAAACAUACUUCAUAGAAAAAUGUAAUUAUUGCAAGAAUUACAAAUAUCUUUAUAGUUGUCAGUUUUCUCUUCUGCCUUUGUCACAGAUUCCAUGACCUGUUUGUCCCUGCUGUGUCUCCUUACAAUUUUGAACCACACAAAAACAGAUAUUUGGAAACCGAAGUUGAUACUAACAAGGCCCAAAAGUGUUUUACAAUUCAACUUCAACAUAUUAUGAAGUUAGAAGACUAGGUCUUCACAUUGUUUUGUUAACAGGUUAAAACACUUUAAAUAAAAAAUUAAAUUGUGAAGACAUUAUUUUAGGCUGCAACUAUUUUGUUUACAUGCGGAUUUCUUAAUAUCUGGAUUCUUCAAAGCAUUGAUCAAGUUAUAGCAACUCUGGUGUCAGUUCCACAGGUUCCACACCCACCAUCUUUUGUAGGAUUGGUUUACAAAAGUUAAGCUAUUCCUUUGUAAAAAUAAAUUUAUAGAUGGAUUAAAAAGUAUGUAAAGUUACUGAAACAAGAUUUGUCAGUUAUUUAGAUAAAAAUAUUGCUGACAAAACCAACUCAAAUCUGUUCCUAAGAAACUACAGCAAAUACGACUAAAACAAAGACUAAAAUAAGUGUUCUGUUUGGAUUGUGUAAUUUAACUUCAAAAGUGCUUCUUUGCUAUUGAAAAAAAAAUCGAGUAUUCCUCACAUGAACAAAGAUAUCCUAGGUGACAUAUUAAAUAUUAUUUUCCAAGAAAACAAGAAAUGGCAGUUAGCUGUUUAUUGUAAAGUACCCUCUCCUAGAUGUUCUGUAUGUCACAUAAGCACCAUAAUUUUGAUGUCUAGGUUUUUAAAUGUGAGCUUCUUAUACAUUUAGAGAUAAUAAAAAUAUUUAUUUAUUUGAGAUGCCUGAAAACUGCUGCAAUAAAUCCAGGAAUUUUUAAGAAUUAAGAGCUUAUCUGAAGCAAGAUGCAACUUUGUUUAAAAGUGCCAUGUGUUUCAUACAUUCUUCAGAAGCUGGAGUAUUGUGCAUAUCUUGCUCAGAAUUUGUUUACCUUUACUGUAAAUAAUAAAUAUUUAAAAAGUUAAAGAAGUGUCAAGUGGUGGUUUCUCCCAAAGAUGAUAAAGUCUGGAAUAAAAA